UGGCUGGAGGUUGUGGCUUAUCUCUCAAAUUAAAAUGGAGAGGGAUUUGGAGCAGUUGCACAGCGCUUUAAAUUACUUGAAAGUAUUGCGGUCGAACGUCGGCCAAGUAUUCGAAACUGUAAGUAACGGCCUGGGGGCGAAUCACGGAGAGGAAGGCAAGGAAAAUAAGUUUAUGAUCGAACUUCAAGAAUUGCUGACUACCGUCAACAAUAAUCUCAGAGAUAUUGAAACGACCGUCUCCAAUCUAACGACGCCAACCGGUCCGUUUAAUUUAGGUAAUACUUCGUAUUUAAGCCAGGAGACCACGCAAGAACGUCAAGCCUUGUAUAGUCAACUGGUGAACAGCUACAGAUGGACUGAUAAGGUGCGCGAUUAUAGCAGUUUGGCGGGAAACAUACUGGCUACAAAUUCAGUGAGUAAGACUUAUAAGACGUUAAGCACGACCAAACGCAGGAAGACUCAGACUAGCAAUCACAACGUUCCGCCUGAGGUAAUUGAAAGUUUGAUUACGAGUAUCGAUCGACUGUUUCCCGAUGUAACAAUUACAGCCUCGCGACCGUUUGCACCCAAUCCGAUAAUUCAGGCGUCUCUCGGUCGUGUAUUGAAGUCAAUUAUCGCCUUUAAAGGUUUGAUGAUCGAAUGGGUCGUCGUUAAAGCGCACUCGGAAUCGAACGAUCUUUGGACAGAAUCUCGCUACAGGGUUCUGCGUAAGGUGACGGAAAACUGUCACGCGGCCAUGUGUCAUUUUCACUCGCCAACAAUGCCCGAGUUAGCGGUUCGUUCUUUUAUGCAUUGGUUUCACAGUUACAAUACUUUAUUCAGCAGUCCCUGUAAACGCUGUGGCAAUUAUCUUCACAGUAAUCUUCCGCCAACAUGGAGAGAUUUACGGACCCUUGAACCCUACCAUGAAGACUGUAAAUAAAGUUUUUUUAAAGUGUAAAACCGGCGUCAUAAAGGAGUGUAGUACUGUUUA
Messenger RNA from Photinus pyralis (common eastern firefly), 973 nucleotides. It is a transcript of the gene MED27, whose product is annotated as mediator of RNA polymerase II transcription subunit 27. The record is from RefSeq and is a predicted model, not a curated record. Gene Ontology annotation, biological process: regulation of transcription by RNA polymerase II. Gene Ontology annotation, molecular function: transcription coactivator activity. Gene Ontology annotation, cellular component: mediator complex. The transcript has 5 exons. NCBI's taxonomy places the organism in Eukaryota, Metazoa, Arthropoda, Insecta, Coleoptera, Lampyridae. The coding region runs from base 35 to 922 and encodes 295 amino acids.